UGCUGAACUGCCUCUCCUCUCUCUCUCGCUUCCUCUCUCUGUGCCGACAGCUCCCACAGCCAGGAAUCCGCUUACCGCUCGCCCAAAUUAAAACAGGACCUCCGCGAUCCACUUGAUUAUUCCCGACCCUCUUCACUCAGCGAAUUAUUCCAGGAAGCAGAACGGUUUUGCAAAUCCUCGCCUUGCUCAUAUAUAUACAUAUAUAUAUAUUUUCUCUAUCGUUCGCCGGCCACUGGAAGUACCUCUGUUAUUCUUUUUUUGUUACACACGGACGUUCAGUUUCACGCCGGGAAGACAAACCUCGACUUUCGCCGACAUGUGGAUGAGACGUUGCUGCCAGUUUAAGACUCUAUUUGCGGUUUUGGCUCUCGCUGCUGUAAUCGCCCAAAUCCACGGAGAAGGUCCAAAAGAAAUGAACAGCAUCAGUAAGAAGGCGUUGGAUGGAGACAGGGACCUCUUCACUUAUUUACCCACACAGGACACAGAAAGUGAAGUUCACUCAGUCACCACUGUCUCACCGAUGAACAUGCCCAACCACCGGCCUAUCCUCAAGGGUCUGCUGCUUCAUGAACACCUACUCACAAGAGACUUCCAGGGAGACCAGCAUUUUUUCAAGAAGGAUGGCUCUGUGGUUGGAGACCCCACCAUGCCCGGUUUUAUCUCGACUCCAAAUGCGGGCGACACUGUCACUCAAAUCGUGGCCCACAAGGAUGCCCCGGCCUUCUCAGACAUUGCCACUACUGCCACGGAGCCUGCCACCUCUCCACUUACCACAUACUCUCCGACAACACCGGGACCGCCCGUGUCUCUCCCUCUGAAGAAAUCACCCAAGGAGAAGAUGAAGGAUUCAGGCGAUUUAGAGCCAACAACAGAUUCCCUCACUACUCAAGUGACACCAUACAGCAGAGGGCCAGGCAUUCCAGUGGCUAUCUUAUCCUCAAAGGAAAGAUAUUUUCCCAUUGAUGCCACACCUGGACCCUUUUCAACAAUUAUGAAGAAAGACCAGGCCAGAGAGAAAUUGAACCCCGAUCACCUGAUCUCUAAGCUUCCUUCGUCAUUUCAAGAAGAAGAUCCCAGCUCAGCAUCUACGACCAUCAUCACAACUAUCAUCACCACAAUGCAAACAUCAGAGCCAUGCAGCAUGAAUUUUACUGAGUCCGAGGGCAACAUUGAAAUCCAGCAGCACGUUGACCGUGGGGUGGAAUGCACCUACUUGAUUACUGUCUACCUAGGAUAUGGCAUUGAGGUUCAGGUACUAAAUGUGAGCGUGAUGGAGGGAGAGCAGAUAACAGUGGAGGACACAGGUGGUCAAGAACCUUUCAUCCUCGCCAAUGAGUCAGUGCUGAUGAGGGGCCUUGUUCUUCGCAGCUGGAGCAACCAGAUCUCGAUUCGUUUCCGUGGCAAUCAGCGGCUCAAUUCAGGAUUCCUCCUGCUGCAUUACCAAGCUUUUGUGCUCAGCUGUACAUUCCCCAAAGAACCUGUGGGUGGAGAAGUUUCAGUGACCAAUCUCCAUGCUGGUGGGGAGGCCUACUUCAGUUGUUUUACUGGAUACAAGUUGCAAGGUCCCAAAAUGCUCACAUGUCGCAACGCAACUACACCCUACUGGAGUGGAAAAGAACCUCAAUGCGUAGCGUCCUGUGGGGGGAUGAUAAAGAAUGCCACCUAUGGUCGUAUCGUCUCUCCUGGUUUCCCUGGCAACUACAGCAACAAUCUGACCUGCCACUGGGUACUGGAAGCCCCCGAAGGCCACCGGCUUCACAUUCACUUCGAGAAGGUUGCUCUGGCAGAAGAUGAUGACAGGCUGUUGAUAAAAAAUGGGAACAACAUUGACUCUCCUCCUGUAUAUGACUCCUACGAAGUGGAAUACUUGCCAAACGAGGGCGUGCUCAGCACCGGCCGUUACUUGUUUGUGGAGUUCACCACAGAUGGGACGAUGACAUCCACUGGAGCAGCCAUUAGAUACGAAGCCUUUGCAAAAGGGAUGUGCUACGAGCCUUUUGUAAAGUAUGGCAACUUCAGCAGCAGUGACUCCACCUACAGCAUGGGAGCUGUAGUUGAAUUCUCAUGUAAUCCUGGCUACACACUGGAGCAAGGUUCCGUAGUGAUUGAGUGCGUGGAUUCUCAAAACCCACAGUGGAAUGAGACGGAACCCGCCUGCAGGGCUGUGUGCAGCGGAGAGAUCACAGACUCUGCUGGCGUGGUGUUGUCUCCUAAUUGGCCCGAGGCCUACGACAAGGGGCAGGACUGCAUUUGGGGCAUCCAUGUGGAAGAGGACAAAAGGAUCAUGCUUGACAUCCAAGUUCUCAAUCUGGGUAAGAACGACCAACUGACAUUCUACGACGGUGACGACCUGACGGGCAACAUCCUGGGCCAGUACAGCGGCGCACGGCCGCACUUCAAACUCUACACAUCCAUGGCCGAUGUCACUAUUCAGUUCCAGUCCGAUCCUGCCACUAACAUCUACGGCUACAACAACGGCUUUGUAGUUCACUUCUUUGAGGUGCCAAGGAAUGACACUUGUCCUGAACUGCCAGAGAUCCCCAACGGCUGGAAGAGCACAUCCCACCCCGAUCUCAUCCAUGGCACAGUGGUCACCUACCAGUGCUACCCGGGAUAUGCGUUGGUAGGCUCUGAGAUCCUCAUGUGCCAGUGGGAUCUUACUUGGAGUGGCGAUGUGCCAAAAUGUGAUGAAGUCCUGACGUGCCGAGAUCCAGGAAACGUGGAGCAUAGUCGGAAGGUGAUCACAGGCCCCCGCUUCAACGUCGGCUCCACCGUGCAGUUCAUCUGUAACAAAGGCUACGUUCUGUCUGGCUCCAGUCUCCUCACCUGCAACAACCGGGACUCAGCAGUACCCAAGUGGAGCGACAGACUGCCCAAGUGUGUCCCUGAGAAGUACGAGCCUUGCAGAAACCCCGGUGCAGCUUCCACCAGCAUCCAGAGCUCUGAAAAGGCCUUUUAUCAAGCGGGUGAGAUUCUUACGUUCUCCUGCGCUGCGGGCUACGAGCUGCGGGGUGGUGCCACCAUCUAUUGUGUCCCCGGACACCCGUCACAGUGGAACAGCACUCCUCCUGUCUGCAGAGCAUCUUCAGCGCAGUAUGUGAAUCAACGAAAGCUUGAUGUUGUUAGUAUGGAUUACAGCAUGGAGGGGACCAAUAUUACCCUUGCAGUUUUUAUUCCAACUGCAAUCGUCUUGGUGAUUGUUUUGGGGAUUUAUGUCUACUUUGUGAAACUUCAAGGGAAAUCUGUCAGGAUGCCGACAUCAUCUCCACCGUAUGACAACAUGACGGAAGAGUCGGCUUUCGACAACCCUAUUUAUGAAAGUGGACAUUGGCAGACCCGUUGUAGAUACUAAACCCUGUCAGUAUUUCCACUCUGGCAUUACUGCACAACUACAAGGACAAAAUGAGAAACUUUUAGAGGUGUCCAUUUAAAGCAGGAACUGCUCAAGCUUUGGCUUUUGGGACCCUCUCUGCACUCCUCAUGGUUAUUUGCCGACACUUUAUUUGAAUCAAUAUCUACUUUCACCUUCUGCUAUGUUUGUAUUAAUGUAAAUAAGUCUCUCUUUCCUGCACAGUCGAAUCUGUGAUCCUGUUUAACGCCAUGGUGAUAUUUUUAUAAAGUAAGUCGUUGAUGACCAUUGGUGAUUGUAUGUUUUUAAGUACUUUUCGAUGGCCUCAGCGAGUUACAUUUAAAGAGGAGGGAAAUGGUUAGAUUUUUGUUUUGUUUUGGGGGGUUUUUUUACGAUCCCCCGACAUUCCACAGUUUUUGUAAAUUUUAUCAUGACUUUUUUUUUUUUUUUCGUCUUUUUUCUGUGUGUGUAUGGGACUGCUAUUUGUAAAUAAACUGCCUGUCCAAUAUGAGUGCCUCACGACUGACUAUAACCUGAGAGAUCACACAUGAAAACAUUUGUAUGACUUGAAUUUAGAUUUAACUAUCAUUUGUUAUUGUUUCGGCUUAACGUAGCACUCCACCUUACCUUCAUAUAAUCUCUCUUCAAAGUAUUUAUGGAAGAAUUUUCCACCAGCCGAUGUGUGGUUUCCAGCAACAUAUAGCCUCAGAUACGUUUCUCAUCCGUCAUGAAUGCCAGUGUUCUUACUGUACGCCACAUCUUAAAAUCUGCCUCAAAGAAUCAGCAGCAUCGACUGGUCGCAGCUCCUGGCUGUGUAAACUCCCUCGUUUUAAAACACAGAAACAUAAUAAUUCAAUGAUGUUACAAAAAUGAUUUGCAUAGCGCAGUCUGUAAAAUAACAAAAUAUAUAUAUAUAUUUAAAACUGACGAGUGGCGAUGAAGCUGUUUUGCAUCUGCUUGUGUUGAAUUUGAAGAUGGACGUAUUUAUCUCAUCUGUGUGUUUGCUUUUCGCUGUAAAAGCUGUUUUCUUUCAGCCUCACAGCCGCUGCAGCCACACCCAGGAAACCACAUCACCUUAAGUGUAUAUAUGAUUCCCUGAAUAAUAAUAAAAUUAACAAUUGUUUUAAUCUC
This is a messenger RNA of Xiphophorus maculatus (southern platyfish), 4480 nucleotides long. It is a transcript of the gene sez6, whose product is annotated as seizure related 6 homolog. The record is from RefSeq and is a predicted model, not a curated record. Bases 317 to 3352 code for a protein of 1011 amino acids. Lineage: Eukaryota; Metazoa; Chordata; Actinopteri; Cyprinodontiformes; Poeciliidae. The transcript has 18 exons. Gene Ontology annotation, biological process: regulation of dendrite development; synapse maturation. Gene Ontology annotation, cellular component: neuronal cell body; endoplasmic reticulum; dendritic spine.